This is a messenger RNA of Thermothielavioides terrestris NRRL 8126, 1099 nucleotides long. RefSeq lists its product as uncharacterized. The transcript is spliced from 4 exons. The record is from RefSeq and is a predicted model, not a curated record. NCBI's taxonomy places the organism in Eukaryota, Fungi, Ascomycota, Sordariomycetes, Sordariales, Chaetomiaceae. The coding region runs from base 376 to 1026 and encodes 216 amino acids.
CCUUGCGCGAGCUCUCUGCAUUGGGGGGACGGGAGUUUACAAUUGCACAACUUACACUCGCCUCAUAGUUACUCCUCAAAACCUCUGCAAUGGAUGGCAUCCAAGCAGUGUCCGUGAGCAACCAGCAAUGGCUGUCACCCCGGAACAAACGGCACUCAGGGGCGCUCAGGGCUUGCUUGGCACUCACUGUUGCCUCGGCCAAGCACGCCGCCAAGCAAGCGCCAAGAGCCCGAUGAUUUGCAGUCCACCACCGCAUCACAAACAACGCAAUCUCCCUCUUCUUCACGCCUCCUUCUCUCCUUCUUCCAUCGUCUCUGGCCUCCUCGGAGCGAUGGCCGUGCCGUCAGAAGGCCGUAAAGCAGAGACUACGGCGCCAUGAGAUCGCGAGGUCCGCCACUCCUCCUCCUCGCCUUGGCCUGCCGCUACGCAGCUGCGGGCAGCGCCGACAACCAGACGACGACGACGACGGCCGUGUCGGUCUACUUGCCGGAAUACAGCGACUCGGACUGGGCCGCGCUCCGCGGGAGCAUCAUCAGCAGUGACGAGUCUGUCACCGCAUACACCGUCUUCUGCGCGGACCAGGCGCCGAGCUGCCAGAUCGCCGGCGCCCUGCCCUUCGUCUUCACCGAGGGUGCCCACACGCUCGUAUACACGGGCAGCGACCCGGGAACUCUAACGGCCGACCUGCGGUGCCAGCUGGAGGGAACGACGGCGGCGACCUGCACGGGCUCGUCGUCGCUGGGCGCGAACGACCGGGAAGGGACGCUGACGGGCCCCACGCAAGUUGCCUGGACGAAGACGUUCGCGGCCGCCGACGUCACAUGGGGCGUGCUGACGCUGUCCACGCCCCCGCCGCUGCCGGGCACGACCGGCUUUGACGGCCCCGCGGUCCCGACCGUGAUGGCUGCUCCGACGCCAACCUCCGGAGCGAGGGGGCGGCUGGUGAGCAGGGCAGUGAUGCUCGGGGCUUCGGUCGGGGCGGUUGUGUUGAGCUGUCUUUUUUGUUUUGGAGAGGGGAUCUUCUAGUCAAGUGUGUGGGGUUUGGAGUUGGGUUUGGACGGAUACCUAGCAACCGGCCAACAUCCGUCCUCUUUAGUCG